UGUGCCUCGCGCUUGCCUCGUCUCUUCUCGUGCUCCACUCUAAGACGCCUCGGAGAGCUUCUUCUACCCUCCGCGGAUCCGCGUCCAAUCACGGCGUCUCUGCAGUGGACGGGGGUCGGAAAGAUUCCGACCGAACCCUGCGGACUCCCGGAGGUCUGGAGCUAACGGAAGUGGGCAGCAUCGGAUGGUCUAGUCUCCGGUAAGGGGACCUGGACACCCGGGCCCGCCGCGGGAGGAGGCCCCGACGCCCCCUUGUUCUGACCCAAAAAACAGCGUCGACAGCCGGGCUGCCUCGUAACCAGAAGGCCGGCCCGCCUCUCCGGCAGCCCGCUGUGUGGCGCCGUAGCAAUACAAUUUACCGGACCGGUGUACCCGUCCGGACUGAUUGUGUUGUUAUUAGCAACCAACCGGAUUUAUCUGCUCUGACGUUUUUAAAUUGCGACCUUCUGGAUGCUCGGGCAGCUUGUGGCUAGCUAGCUAACAGCUAGCGCCUGUCCCCAGGAACGUGACGGACACAACACGGACCGGCUCCCGGUACAUCCUACGGUUUGGACCGACCUCACAGCGGACACGGAACAUGGCUGCCUUAAUCAAGAUCAAGGGGAUCGUUAGCAGAAAUAAAAGGCGUUUCCAGGAGGACGGCUUCGACCUGGACCUGACCUACAUUUAUCCAAACAUCAUAGCGAUGGGUUUCCCAGCGGAGCGUCUGGAGGGCGUCUACAGGAACAACAUCGAUGACGUCGUACGGUUUCUGGACUCAAAGCACAAGAAUCACUACAAAAUCUACAAUCUAUGUGCGGAGCGACAUUACGACACGUCAAAGUUCAGCUGUCGAGUGGCCCAGUACCCCUUUGAGGACCACAACCCCCCCCAGCUGGAGCUAAUCAAGCCCUUCUGUGAGGACCUGGAUCAGUGGCUGAGUGAGGACGAGCAGCACGUCGCCGCCAUCCACUGCAAGGCAGGGAAAGGCCGGACGGGCGUGAUGAUCUGCGCCUACCUGCUGCACCGGGGCAAGUUCCAGGAGGCGCAGGAGGCUCUGGACUUUUACGGAGAGGUCCGCACCCGGGACAAGAAGGGCGUGACCAUCCCCAGCCAGCGGCGCUACGUCCUCUACUACAGCUUCCUGCUGAGGAACCAGCUGCUCUACAAACCCGUAGCGCUGCUCUUCCACAAAAUGCUGUUUGAAACCAUCCCCAUGUUCACGGGAGGCACCUGCAACCCUCAGUUCGUGGUCUACCAGCUGAAGGUGAAGAUACACACCUCCAAUCCAGCAAACACCCGGCGAGAAGACAAGCUGAUGCUGUUUGAGUUCCCUCAGCCACUUCCUGUGUGUGGAGACAUCAAGGUGGAGUUCUUCCACAAGCAGAACAAGAUGAUGAAGAAGAUUCUGUCCCUCCAGGAGAAGAUGUUCCACUUCUGGGUCAACACCUUCUUCAUCCCGGGGCCAGAGGAAGAACUGGACAAGCUGGAGAACGGCAGUGCCGGGGCAGAGAAGACGCACCAGAACCCGGGGGGGGUGGUGAUGAUGGUUUCUGGAGGAGAGACCAACGACAGGGACUUCCUGGUUCUCACUCUGACAAAGACCGACCUGGACAAGGCCAACAAGGAUAAGGCCAACAAGAACUUCUCCCCCAACUUCAAGGUAAAGCUCUACUUCACGAAGACGGUGGAGGAAGGAGCGCACUCGGACGCCAGCAGCACAUCGGCCUCUGUGACGCCCGACGUCAGCGACAACGAGCCGGAUCACUACCGCUACUCCGACACCACGGACUCUGACCCGGAGAACGAGCCCUUCGAAGACGAUCACCACAAUCAGAUCACCAAAGUCUGACACACAAACUCUCACACAUGCGCACACUGGUAUAUACACAACAUACCAGUGUGUUUACGCACUCAUGAACACCCAAACUACCAAUGGGUGACUUUAGCUACCCGGGGAAUAUAACCAAUGGACCAAGACUGACCUGAGGGUCUCCAAGGGCUCAGGUCAGUGUAUAAGAACCCCCCCUCCAAUCUUCUGCCCAAUGCACAGCUGGACAAUCACAUGACGCGGUGGUCGGAGGUGAGUCGGGCGGGGCCAGAGUGGACUGGAUGACGGAUUGAAUUGACAGGUGAUUGGAUAAAAAAAGCGAGACACGUAGAGAUGUUUGAUGAAUCCCUGGUUCCCCCCUUCCACGCAGACAACCCCCCACCUCUGUCGUCUCUGGAUUAGUCUUUGAAGGCCAAACUCAAUGUGUAUCUGUUUUAUUGGUAUAAAUCUCUUAUGUAAAUCUGCAGCGUUUCCUUCUUUUAAACUUCAAACGGCUCUGAAUUCGGACCUUCGAGGGUUAUUAAUCAUUUUAACGAAGGAACACUUGAAACAUGGAUAUUAUUAGAUCUGAUCACCAAUCGGUAUAGUAAAGGUGCAUAUUUUAGUCCUAAAACAAUGUCGAACCAACAUCAUAGGUUGUAAAAACAGAACCCUGAAGAGUUCUGAUCCGGUUUGGACGCGUCAGCCUGAGAUGGAGAGGGCCAGUGAGGCGAUCAGAGCCGGUUAAAUCCGGUCUAACGGAUUCGUUUUGAUGACAUGGGAAACCUCCAGAGAACUUACUCUGUCCCGUUAUCGACCGGUCUCUGUUCUGGUCUCUAGCGGAGAUGAACCAAUCUCGGGUCUGCUCCUGGUUCCGGACCGUUUCUCCUCAAAGUUGGUCUUCAUAUCUUCAGUCUGACGUGGUUGUCAGGCGGCAUGCCGUGUGGGCGGGGUCCUUUCACAAAGCUGCUGGUUUCUCUACAGAAAAGGAGUCUUGUGGGGGGGUCCGUCUAAGCCAAUGUGAGGGUUCUUCUCUUUCAGGCCAUAGAAUCAAUCAGAGGUUUCUCCCAGGUCUACAAGAACAUCUGCCUUUAGAUGAGAUGUUCUUGUAGACCAGUGAUCCCCAACCACCGGAGUGCGAACCGGUACCAGUUUGUUGGACGGUUAUUUUGACGUUUUUAUCCUCCACACCUUCCAGACCGGUCCGAAAUAUUGUCUAACAUAAAACCGAUCCGUGAGGCAAAAAAGGUUGGGGACCGCUGCUGUAGACCAUCUUCCUUCUAGAUGAGAGGUUCCUGUGGACCAUUGGAGCCUCCCAGAGUCUCAUUGGGUUUUAGGUGCUAAGCUAGUUGGGUUCCUCUGGUCCUGAUCGUUGGUGUGGCAACAAUCUCCCGGCCCAGUUCUUGUCUCGACUCCUGUCGUGUCUGACCUCCGGUCAUUACCCGGUUGUUGAGGCGCAGUCGAUACCGGUCGUUGGUUAUCGUUCAGCCCGAUGCUGCAGAGCUGAUGAACUUCCUGUUGGAGACGUGUUCAUUAACAUGUAACGUGUAAAGAACAAACGCCAGAUGUUCAGGGUUCUUACUCAAUGAUUCAGAUCAAUGACGUCAUGUUCACCGGUUAAAGUCAAUGACCUUUGACCCUGACCAUGCUCUGGAGAAAUUUAGCUGUUUUCUGUUUACAUCAAACCUGCCAAAAUGAAGCUCACUGUUUCCUUUUUGUUUUCUUAUUGUUUCUUGGUCAUUCUGGGUAAAAGUUAAAGCAGAAACCAUGUUUUGCUUUAAGGUUUGGUCACAUUACAACAUCCUGGUGGAAGCAUCAUGUCUGGGUUUCUAGUUGAAUGUGGAGGUUUAAAGGACAUCUUUAUAUCUUUGUCUAUAGGGAAGUGAAUGAGAGGCGGAGCUUAUGUUGUUUUAGGACCGAGGCAUCAUGUGACCACUUGAUUACCGCUCUUUGCUCCACAAUAUACAUAUAUAGAUUACUAUCUACAUAUGUAUAAUAUCUGUAUAUUCUAUAUCAAAUGGCAGAUGGGCUCGUCAAUGACAAGUGAUUCACAUUUUAAAGUCCCACCCCGUGAUAAUUGAGCUUCAGCAGUAAAUGCUUUAUACAGAAUUUAUAAUAUUUAAAAAAUGAAUCUUUGAAUUCAGACAGAAAUGAUUAGAUUUUCUAAUCAGCUCAUUUAUAUUAUCCGCUGUAGCUAGCUAAGCUAAUGCUAGCUCCAUGAUUUGGGUGAAAACUUUGGUUCUCUGACUGACUUAAAUGUUUCAAUCUUGUUUUUUGAGAAAGAGAUUUUAAAUGCAAUCUUAAUAUCAUGCUAACAGAGCUAAAGCUAACGGGUCAUCAUCAUGCUAGCAGACUGUGGCUAAAGCUAACAGUUCCUGCUAAUAGACUGAAGCUAACACUAUCUGAUCAUGACAUCAUGCUGAAAGACGAGCUAAAGCUAUCUGACUAGAUUUGAUUGGACAAUGAAAGUGGGGGAGGGGUUUAAACAACGCAACAGGUUUAUUUACCGUAACGAGCGGUAACGCCUUUUUAUCAGUCUUAUCAAUCACCGGUUCUCACAUCUCGUCCACAUUGUUGAAAUGAUUUAAAUAUUCAGCCAUGACGACAACAGCAACAUAAAACACCAAUCGAAACACUCCGACUGUGAGAACGAUCAGAGCGAACGUCACGUCGCACACUUCAUUCAACUUCUUAAAGGUAAAACCUUUUGAGUUUAAUAAACUGUUGAAGCUGAAUAUUGUUUGUUUCUGUUCAUGAUUGUCCUGUUUUUAUGUCAGAUUUAGUCAAAAAACAAACACCGUCACCAUGGCAACCAUGGCAAACAUUUUAUGUUAAAAUACCCACCGACCCUCAAUUUACGUUAUGCUUUCCCUCCUUGUUUUAUAAUUAAAAACACUGUAAAGGUGAAUAAACUAUUUAUAAACAUC
This is a messenger RNA of Gasterosteus aculeatus aculeatus (three-spined stickleback), 4716 nucleotides long. It is a transcript of the gene ptenb, whose product is annotated as phosphatase and tensin homolog B. Lineage: Eukaryota; Metazoa; Chordata; Actinopteri; Perciformes; Gasterosteidae. Gene Ontology annotation, biological process: cell motility; protein dephosphorylation; phosphatidylinositol 3-kinase/protein kinase B signal transduction. Gene Ontology annotation, molecular function: protein tyrosine phosphatase activity; inositol-1,3,4,5-tetrakisphosphate 3-phosphatase activity; phosphatidylinositol-3,4-bisphosphate 3-phosphatase activity. The record is from RefSeq and is a predicted model, not a curated record. Gene Ontology annotation, cellular component: plasma membrane; cell projection; nucleus.